CUUUUCUGACUGGUGGCAAUGGGCUCCUCCUUCUGAUCCAAAACAAAUAUUGACGCACGAUCUCUUAGAGUUCGCCCAUUCGUCAUUCUCUAAAGAUUCCAACAUUUUGAUUUCAACAUCUUUCUCAAGAACUGCUAAGUCUUUUUGCCACAAUUAACCGCUAAACAACUUUCUCAAAACCAGGGAAACGAGAUCCACUACCGGAUAACCUUUGUGGUAGAGUGUAGUCCUCUUCGACAAAAUGGUGAAGAUUUCCGUCCUCAACGAUUGCUUGAACAGCAUUGUCAACGCUGAGAAGCGUGGCAAGCGUCAGGUCUUGAUCAAGCCGAGCAGCAAGGUAAUGAUACAGCGCUUUGAUUACCAUUUUCUCUUCGGCUGUUGCUAUGUUUUUGAAUGCUGUGAUCUUCAGUAGGUGUUGACCUACUUCACUAGAUGUUGUGGUCGUCAUCUUUAGGACCUGGAUUUAGAUUCCUUGAAGCCAUUCAUAAAAAAUUUUAGACCACUGAACUCUUAAGCAAAUUAGAUUUAGAUUCGGAGCUUCCUCACAAGCAGACGAUUCCUCCAAGGCCGGGCCACUGGCUCACUGCAGUCUCAAGCUCGAAAAGCUUCGCAACCGAGGAAGAAUUUAAAUUCAUCAUAUGUGUUCGGGUCGAGGAACCUUUUUAAACACACAGGUCGAGGAACCUUUUUAAAACAUCAUCCAAAAUUUCUUCCCAGGUGAUCGUCAAGUUUCUGUCUUGUAUGCAGAAGUACGACUACAUCGGCGACUUCGAGAUCGUCGAUGACCAUCGUGCCGGAAAGAUCGUUGUCAACCUGAUCGGACGCUUGAACAAGUGCGGAGUCAUCUCUCCUCGUUUCGAUGUCACUUUGUCCGAGAUCGAGCAGUUGGCGUCCGACAUCUUGCCAUCCCGUCAGUUCGGCCACUUGGUGUUGACCACCACCUACGGUUUGAUGACCCACGAGGAAGCCCGUCGCAAGCACACCGGUGGAAAGAUCGUUGGCUUCUUCUUCUAAAUGCUGUAUGGGCAGAGGGAGACGGGCACGUGAUGAGAGCAGAGGAGCUCGUGGAGCUGCUGUAGACAAGAAGAUGCGCAUGAAGACGUGUAGCUUUUCUUGGCAUGAGAUUGUCUAAUUUUCCUGGGAUCAUGAGUCACCUCCUGCUAUUCUUCAAAAUGUCAAGAUCCAUGUGAGGGCGUUCUGCGAAGAGCUACAAACAAAAGUACAGGCCACACCUAAAAAGAGCUUUGGCCAAAGCUUGCAGGUUGGUUGGGGUGAUGCAGUUGCUUGUUUGGGGUG
Molecule: messenger RNA, 1296 nt
Organism: Amoebophrya sp. A25
Lineage: Eukaryota; Dinophyceae; Syndiniales; Amoebophryaceae
Source: the annotation of a GenBank genome assembly